Molecule: messenger RNA, 3906 nt
Organism: Harmonia axyridis
Lineage: Eukaryota; Metazoa; Arthropoda; Insecta; Coleoptera; Coccinellidae
Gene: Adcy2
Product: adenylate cyclase type 2
Exons: 21
Coding region: 275-3532 (1085 amino acids)
Biological process (GO): intracellular signal transduction; adenylate cyclase-activating G protein-coupled receptor signaling pathway; adenylate cyclase-inhibiting G protein-coupled receptor signaling pathway
Cellular component (GO): plasma membrane
Molecular function (GO): adenylate cyclase activity
Source: RefSeq, a predicted model, not a curated record
CUCUUAGAUGUCAGAAAUCUAUAUUCCCCAGUACAUUUUGUGUGUGUGUGUGUGUGUGUGUGUGAUAUUCUGCAAUUAAUUCUGUAUGUUCUACAUAGUACGAACCGUGAAACAUCUUAAAGUUCAAGUGCAAGAUGAAAGUUUAACAAACUCCUCGAACUUCCUACUUUAACGAUACCUGAUUCUUACAAAAAAAAACUUCAUGAAACUGUGAACUUCAACACAACCAUAGGUGCCAAUUUAAUGUGCAUUUAAUAUUCUAUUUAUCAUAACAAUGCUCGUAGGUAUAUCCAAACACUUCCGUUCAGAGAUCAUUACAUGUUUAGGAACCAUGAAUGGUAACUUAGAUGGGAUGGAGCUGGAGACGCUUUACCAUCGGUAUUGCAUCAGGCUCAAACAUGCGCUCUUCAUGUCUUGCCUCUACCUAUCCACAAUAACCUGUUCAGGAUUGCUUGUGACCACAUGUGUCCUACAUGUACAGGAAAUGCAGGACAACCUAAACGCCUUGGUCGUCCUGUCAGUCCUCACAUUCGUCCUGUUCACCGUUCUGAUGGCUUCCCAGUUUCCUGUCAUCCUGGAAUCCGAAGUGUGGGCUCUAGUUUCCUCGCUCACAAUUACUGUGGUGGUGGCGACAUCUAUGAUCUGGCUAGCUGAACGACAUGCAGCCCUUCCGCUUUUCGCCCUUGUUUUGGCGAUACACACAAUGUUGCCAAUGUCAAGGUCGGUGUCGAUUGUGCUGGCGACCAUAGUGACGCUGACCCAUCUGGCAACGUCGCUAAAGGAGAAGCUGAGAGGCGACGAAAAUUGUUUGCAGAUAAUUCCAGAACUGAUCUUACUGCUUGCCGGUAGUUCCACUGGUUUAUACUAUCGACAUAUGACAGAGGGUGCUCAUAGACGUACCUUCGUCGGUACCAGAACGUGCAUAGAAUCGAGAGUCAAAUUAGAAUGUGAGAAGGAACAACAAGAACAGCUUCUACUGAGUGUCAUACCUGCUUAUAUAGCGGCUGAGGUUAAGCGCAGCAUCAUGCUGAAGAUGGCGGACGCCUGUAUCCACGAGCAAUCCAACCACAACUUCCACGAGAUGUACGUACAGAGACACAACAACGUCUCAAUAUUGUAUGCAGACAUCGUGAACUUCACUCCACUUUCCGAGCAACUUUCCGCCUCUGACCUAGUUAAAACUUUGAACGAGCUGUUCGGCAGGUUCGAUCAGAUAGCCCAGGAUAACCAAUGCAUGCGUAUCAAGAUCCUGGGAGACUGUUAUUAUUGCGUAUCCGGUUUACCAGUUUCAAGGCCGAAUCACGCUUACAAUUGUGUUAACAUGGGUCUGCAGAUGAUUGAAGCUAUUCGAUUCGUGAGAGAGGCGACUGGAUUCAACGUUGAUAUGCGUAUCGGUAUCCACACCGGAAACGUCCUGUGCGGAGUGCUGGGACUCCGGAAGUGGCAAUUCGACGUGUGGAGCGACGACGUCACGCUUGCCAACCACAUGGAGUCUGGAGGUAUUGCUGGGAGAGUGCACAUCACAAAAUCAACCAUGCAACAACUGGGAGACAAAUUCGAAUAUGAAACAGGAAAUGGAGAAAAGAGAGACGCAUAUCUAGCAGAUCAUAAAAUAGAAACAUAUCUUAUCGUUCCUCCAAAGAAAGAAGAACCAGAGGUAAAAAACGGCAAUAUAAAGUACAGUAACUCGAGUACAGAUCGUCAUAACAGCGCAACUGGUGAAGUUAUCAUGGGGAUGGCAACACCAGGUGGUAUGCCAUCAAGAUCUAGACCAUCCAGUAAAAUGACUAAAUAUGUUGAGUGUUGGGGCGCAGACAAACCUUUCGCCAACAUUGCAGAGUCGACGCUGGCGAAAAACAUAGAACUUACUUUUGACUCCUACAGACAGAGCUUGUCCAUGAUAGAAUCCAAUCUUCUUCCAGGAAGGAGCACGUGUUUAGAAUGCAAAAAAUCUUGGAGUGCCGAUGAGUUGCAUCCAGCGUUGCUGUGGUUCCGUAAUCCAAAGCAUGAACGAGAAUACAGAGGAUUGAGUGAUCCAGAAUUUCGAUAUUACAUUGCAUGUUCGUCUUGUGUGUUCAUCGCUAUGUGUGUAAUGCAAUUAACCACCAUUCCAAGGACUUUAGUCAUGUAUGGCACACUCGGCCCCACGCUGAUAGUCCUGAUUGUGUUCGUCUAUCUGUGCUGGCUGGACGGAUGCUGUGGUCCACGUCCACCGUCGGAUACGCCUCUGGAUGAGCCAGACAGAUGUUCGCCUCCAGGAGAAAUCGUGGCAGAGAGUCGCUGUCUUCGACUCGCCAUCUUCUUGGUCUCCGUGGUGUUGAUCUCUGCAUGCUCUGUUGUCACGCUGCUGGACUACUAUCCCAACAGCCAGAGAAGUAUCCCAUCCAGUGAAUUCAUAAGGAACAACACUAACCAAAGUGACAUAUUCGGAUUGUCCAAUAGUUCAAACACUUAUCUUGAAAUGGACGAUCUUGAUAUAACAAAUGAAGUGAUCGUAGAGUACGUACCUACUUACCUGUACAGUUCAGCGUUAGUUUUAGCGGCAAUAUCAGUAUUUUUGAGGAUGGGUUUUAUCCUGAAACUUUGCCUAAUGGUGGCAUCUUUAGUGACGCAUAUCGUAAUUUAUAGUUAUCUGGAAUUUUUCCAAGUUUAUCAUAACAUCAUUUUCGAUAAAUUUCCAGGCUUACCUUUCGAAUUUAAGAGUGCUUUAGUUCUUACAGUUGUCGUGUUAUUGUUCCACAUAUUAGACAGACAACUUGAAUUUACAGCCAGGACUGACUUUCUGUGGAAAGCCAAACUCAAAGUCGAACAAGAAGAAGUAGAAACUAUGAGAGGCAUUAACAAGAUAUUACUUGAAAACAUCCUACCGGCACACGUUGCCGAGCAUUUUCUAUCUCAAAGGCAUAACCUGGAGCUUUAUCACGAGAGGUAUUCCUGUAUAGCAGUUAUGUUUGCCUCGAUCCCCAACUACAAGGAGUUUUACGAUGAAAGCGACGUCAACAAACAAGGCUUGGAAUGCCUGAGAUUACUCAACGAAAUAAUUUGUGAAUUUGACAAGCUCCUUUUGAAGCCUAAGUUCAGCUGUAUAGAGAAAAUAAAGACAAUCGGAAGCACGUAUAUGUUGGCUUCAGGACUCAACCCAGGCAAGGAGGAAGAAAAGGGUGGAACACGAAAGGAAGAGCAUAUAAUAGUCGCCUUGGUUGAAUUUGCUGUCGCUUUGAUGACUAGUCUAGAUCAAAUAAAUAGAGAUGCAUUUCAGAGGUUCAAACUUCGAGUUGGCUUGAAUCAUGGUCCUGUGAUAGCUGGUGUUGUUGGAGCACAGAAACCACAAUACGACAUAUGGGGUAACACUGUCAAUGUGGCAUCUAGGAUGGACUCCUGUGGUAUCAUGGGAAGAAUACAGGUAACAGAAGAUACAGCCAAAAUUUUGAUGACGGCAGGUUACACCUGUGAGUGCAGAGGUCCUACCUUCGUUAAAGGAAAAGGAACUCUAACAACAUACUUCGUCAAAACACCUUUUGACGACAAAUGAAUUUUUUUUUUGUGAUAAAAUGAUUGUGUUGCAUAACCUUGGUACAUGUUGGUACCACGAAAAAAUCCAAAGAAGACUUCAAUAGUGCCGAAUCUUGCAAUCAAAAAGUGACGAUAAAUAUUGCUAUAUUUAUUUGAUUCCAGUUCAAAAUCAGAAUUGACUGGGAUGAUAUUUCAUGAAUUUCACAAAACUUGGUGAUUUUCAGAAUCGAAUACUCAAAUAAUUUGUGGAUCAUUUAUGGGAUCACUAAAGAAUUGGAAAAAAUCAACUGGUUUUUUUCAAAAUUUUAUAAAUGCCACAGUUGGACUGAUUUUGGACGAGAUGAGUUGAGAAGCUAAGCAAACAAAGUUUUGAAUAUUUGAUUUUGUUUAAAA